This is a messenger RNA of Neopelma chrysocephalum (saffron-crested tyrant-manakin), 2902 nucleotides long. It is a transcript of the gene RMI1, whose product is annotated as RecQ mediated genome instability 1. Gene Ontology annotation, biological process: double-strand break repair via homologous recombination; resolution of meiotic recombination intermediates. NCBI's taxonomy places the organism in Eukaryota, Metazoa, Chordata, Aves, Passeriformes, Pipridae. Gene Ontology annotation, cellular component: RecQ family helicase-topoisomerase III complex; nuclear body. Gene Ontology annotation, molecular function: nucleotide binding. The record is from RefSeq and is a predicted model, not a curated record. The transcript is spliced from 2 exons. Bases 127 to 2004 code for a protein of 625 amino acids.
GCAGCGAAACACUCGCGAUGAUUGGACGCCCUCCUCACAUUGGCUACCGGUGCGCGCGGCGUUUGUGUGGCGCGCAGGCCUUCAGGGAGCCUCGGGAACGGGAAUUCACUAUUACUAUAAAAGAAAAUGUCUACAUCUAACAUUGCAGCAAGAGUGGAAACCUGGCUUUCAUCCACAUGGCAUGUUAAAGUUCCUUUGACAUGGCUGGAAGCAUGUAUUAAUUGGAUCCAGGAGGAAAAUAGUGGUAGUAAUUUAAGUCAAGCUCAGAUUAACAAGCAAGUGUUUGAGCAGUGGCUUCUUACUGAUCUAAGAGACUUGGAAUAUCCCAUUUUGCCUGACUGCAUCUUGGAUGCUCCCAAAGGAGAGUUGUCAGGCUUCUACUCCAUACAGAUUGAUUCACUGGUUGAUGUUAGCCAGCCAGCAUAUUCUCAGUUGCAGAAGCUAAGAGGAAAAAGCACUGUAAAUGAAGAAGUAACAGCCAAUACUCAGGCAUUUCAGAAGCCCUGGGAAGCAAAGCCUACUCGAAUGCUGAUGCUACAACUAACUGAUGGAAUACAUCAAAUUCAGGGCAUGGAAUAUCAACCGGUGCCUGUCCUGCACACUAGUCUUCCUCCUGGAACAAAAAUCACUGUACAGGGUAAUAUUGCAUAUCAUCUUGGAGUCCUUCUGCUUAAACCAGAAAAUGUGAAACUGUUGGGGGGUGAAGUGGACGCUCUUCUUGAGGAUUAUUCUCAGGAAAGAGUCCUUGCUAGAUUAAUUGGAGAAACUGAAAACUGUAAUUCUGUUGGACAAGCUGGUCGUGAACAGAUUUUUUCCAGGCCUGUGGAUGAAUCAGAACAAACUCUUGGCCCUUCAGAUGAAGAGCUUUUAGCCAGUCUUGAUGAAAAUAAUGACUAUACUUUAAACAAUGGAACAUCUUUAGAAAGCAGAUGUUGCAGCAGAAGCAACAAUUUUAGUACAACCUCAGGUGCACUGACUUUACACAAUGGAAAUGUUUUGAUAGAGGAAUCUGGAAGCCCUUUUCCUCAUUCAGAUGAACAAGUUUCACCUCCCAUAGAAUAUGCUGAUGGCUUUUUAAAUGACUUUCCUUUAGAAGAUGACUUUUUUCUGGAAGAGAUGCAAAUAGAGCUGGAUGAAGUGACACCAGUGGUCAUGAACAGAAACACAGGUUUAUUUACUGAAAGACUUCCAAGUAUACCUAGAAGAUCAUGCAAUUUGUCUUUAAAUGGCAUGUGUGAAAAAAGUGAUGUGAAUGAAAGAGAUAAACCUAAGGAAGCUAUCAGCAAGAAAAAGAAUUUUAGAAAAACAAUAUUUGAUGAAGGUGGAAAUAGUAGGAAUAGCUUUUUGCAGCUCAGAAGCAUACGUCAGACCUGCAGUUCUGAUUUUUCUUUGGAAAAUCAUCCUGAAGAAGGGCAGACUGAUACAGACUUAGAUGAAAGGAGAUGUAAAUCCCAGCACACUUCUGACAGCAGUGUGUUAAAUGGUGAUCCUGAAUUUUUCUCAAAAACAGAUCCAGAAGCAGUUCAGCAGAAGCAUGAUUUGCAGACCUUUCCUUGCAGAGCAGUAGAGCCACAUUUAGAUUUAAAUUCUUCACCUUUCACAUACGUUUCCCUUCUCCUUGCAAAAAAACCAGAAACUGUUACAAUUCUGAAAAUUAAGUGUUUUAUUGUUACUCUCACUGGAAACCUCACAAGCAGCAAUGGGUCCUGGGGUAUAAAGGCCAAAAUUUCUGAUGGUUCUGCUUAUCUUGAAGUACAUUUUGCUGAUGAUAUUCUAACAAGCUUGAUUGGCUUUUCGGUGGCUGAAAUGAAUAGGCUGAAAAAGGAUCCCGCUUUACGUCUGAAGCUUAAGGAUGGUUUAGAGAAAUGUCAAAAACAACUGAUAGACCUCUGUUGUUUGAUGACUAUUGAGUUUGAUCCAUUUGAGUCUAAAAGUACUGUGUUAGUCCUCCAGGAUGCUGAUGCAAGGCAUCUAGAACAAUUGAAGAAACGUUUGAAUAAAUAACAUGUGUAAACUUGCAGACUCUGUAUUAGGAAGCAUUUAAGUUACAUUUCCCUGGAGGACUAUUGGAAGUUAAAUUUUAAAGUUAUAUGGUGUGUCUUUUAUCAGGAAUUAUAAUGGAAAACUGAGAGGAGGAGAUGACUUGUCGGAGCAAAACCAACAGUUUGUUUCUUAUGAUGAUAAUAUUGAAAUAAACUUUCAAAUAUUUCUCCCUUGAUUUAAAACAGUCAUGCAUCAUUUUCAUUCUACAAAAUCUCAUAUGUUCUGGACUGGUAAUCCAGAGUGGCAAAAUUUGUCAGGAAAUGUAUAACAACAAAAAAAAGUCUCAUUAUUAUACUUUUUCAAGUACUUACCUGAUUUUUAAAAGGAAGAUGUAGGAGACUCUCAGUCUUUUCUUGGAGGAAAUCAGUUGAGUAAAUUUGAAUAAAGAAUUAUUAUUUAAAUACAGUCCCUUCUGACUCUGCCAAUCUGAAAAUUCAAAUAUGUAUUCAAUGCGCAAGAAUCUGAAGUGUAGAGCAAAGAAAGAUUUUCUCCUAAAAGUUCAGGUGUGUAGGGAAAAAAACCCCAAUUCUAUGCGAACGUGAGAUUAAAAGACCUGUAUAUUUUUAAAAAGAAAUAAAAAGAAAGAGAAGUAUUUAAAAAUAUUUUAUUAACAAAACUAUUAUAACAUAUGGUGAUUCAAUUUUUGUCACGUUAGUGUUAAUAAUUACUAAUAGUUUUGAACCCACAGGCAAACUUAUUCAUUAACACUUCAGAUUACUCGUCAGUCUUUUCACAGAGUAGUCAAAUACUGCAAACCUGUUGUAUAAUAUAUUUAAUGUUGGUCUUAAUUUUGAUUACUCUUUUUUUUUACUUUCUGUUUUUAAAAAUGUAUACAAAUAUAUUAAGGUUUUCACUUAAA